AUGGCUGCACAGGAACCGUCUCCACCAUCUUCCCUGGAAGGUAACAAACCGGGCUUCCCAAAGAAAAUUUUGGCCAACAACCUCGAAGACAAGCAUCUGUGCAAUUCAUGCCAGAAAAUCCUGAGAAGGCCCCUGCAAGCCCAAUGUGGUCACCGCUUUUGUUCCUUCUGUUUCAACAAAAUUGUAAGUUCUGGACCACAGAAUUGCAGUGCUUGCAUCAAAGAAGACUUAUUUGAGGAACCCACCUCUGUUCUCAAGCAGGGUGGUGCUUUCCCAGACAAUGCAGCUCGGAGAGAAGUUGAGGCUCUGGCAGCCGUCUGUCCCAACGAGGGAUGCACGUGGACGGGGACUAUCAAAGAAUUUGAGGCUAGCCAUGAGGGCAACUGUGACUUCAUGAUCAUCCUGUGUCCUUCCUGUAAAGAGCUGAUGAGAGCCAAUGAACAGGAACGCCACAACGAGAGAGAGUGUCCAGAAAGGACACUCAACUGCAAAUACUGCAAAGAGCCCUUCUUGUUGAAGAACAUCAAGGCUCAUGAUGAAAUUUGUCCAAAGUACCCGAUGAUUUGUGAAGGUUGUGCCAAGAAAAAGAUCCCCAGAGAGAAGUAUGUGGACCAUAUUAAGUUCUGCAGUAAAUUUAAAGCUCCAUGCAGAUUUCAUGUUGUUGGCUGCGAUACGUCUGUGGAGAAAGAGAAGAUUCAUGACCAUGAGCGGCAGUGUUCCUAUGAACACCUCAACUUGCUCCUGCAUUUCAUCAUGGGCAUCAAGGUGAGCCUGGAGAGCCUGCAGCCCCAGAGCCUGGAGGUGGCCAGCCACAAGCUGCAGGAGCUCCACCAGUCCCUCAGGGACCUGGAGCAGAAGAUGAGCCAGCUGGGUGGGGGUGGUGCCGCAGCUCCCGUACAGGGUGCGUGCGCACCGACCCUGGCCACCUCCUUCACCCCGCUGCCCAGCGCUGUGGGUGCUGCCCUGGAACUGCAGCUCCAGAGCGAAAAGACCAAGGUGGCGGAGCUGAGUCGGCGCUGCCAGGAGCUGGAGCUCAAAGUGAGCACGUUCGAGAACAUCGUCUGUGUCCUCAACCGAGAGAUGGAGCGCUCCUGCACCACCAUGGAGGCCUACAACCGCCAACACCGACUGGACCAGGACAAGAUUGAGAUUCUCAACAACAAGGUUCGUCAGCUGGAGAGGACUGUGAGUCUCAGAGACCUGUCCAUCGUGGAGAUGGAGGGGAAAAUGAGGGAGAUGUCUGCAGCCACGUAUGACGGCAUCUUUGUCUGGAAGAUCUCAGAUUUCACCAAGAAGAGGCAGGACGCUGUGGCCGGCCGUGCCCCUGCUAUGUUCUCACCUGCCUUUUAUACCAGUAAAUACGGCUACAAGAUGUGCUUGCGGAUCUACCUGAAUGGUGAUGGGACGGGCCGCGGCACCCACUUGUCUCUGUUCUUUGUGGUGAUGAGAGGACACAGCGACGCACUCCUCAAGUGGCCUUUUAAUCAGAAGGUCACCCUAAUGCUGCUCGACCAGAACAACAGGGAGCACAUAAUCGAUGCCUUCCGGCCCGACAUCUCCUCCUCGUCCUUCCAGAGGCCCGUCAGUGACAUGAACAUCGCCAGCGGCUGUCCGCUCUUCUGUUCACUUUCCAAACUGGACUCUAAAAACUCUUACAUACGCGACGACACCAUCUUCAUCAAGGCCAUUGUAGACCUCACUGGACUCUAGGCAAAAGAUG
Molecule: messenger RNA, 1720 nt
Organism: Toxotes jaculatrix (banded archerfish)
Lineage: Eukaryota; Metazoa; Chordata; Actinopteri; Toxotidae
Gene: traf2a
Product: Tnf receptor-associated factor 2a
Exons: 10
Coding region: 1-1710 (569 amino acids)
Biological process (GO): tumor necrosis factor-mediated signaling pathway; protein K63-linked ubiquitination; positive regulation of canonical NF-kappaB signal transduction
Cellular component (GO): plasma membrane signaling receptor complex; cytoplasmic side of plasma membrane; cytosol
Molecular function (GO): ubiquitin-protein transferase activity; ubiquitin protein ligase binding; tumor necrosis factor receptor binding
Source: RefSeq, a predicted model, not a curated record